This is a messenger RNA of Rasamsonia emersonii CBS 393.64, 402 nucleotides long. RefSeq lists its product as uncharacterized. The record is from RefSeq and is a predicted model, not a curated record. The annotation marks the transcript as partial. NCBI's taxonomy places the organism in Eukaryota, Fungi, Ascomycota, Eurotiomycetes, Eurotiales, Trichocomaceae. The transcript has a single exon.
UUCCGUCGUCGCUGUCCCAGACGACAACGAGACCGUCCAGCUUCCUCCGUCGGGAAUCGUCGAGGUCAGGGGGUACGCCGUCCCACAGGGCUACCACGGCCCCGUCACGAGAGUCGAGGUCUCGACAGACAGCGGCAAGUCUUGGAUCGACGCAGAGCUGGACGGGUCAGCGAGUUUGCAGAAUCGAAAAUGGUGCUGGGUGCUGUGGACAGCAUCAGUGCGAAUGACCAGAGGCGCGGGGAAAGAGAUCCUCAGUCGAGCAACGGACGCAGGAGGGAACACGCAACAGGAGCAUUCGCAGUGGAACCUGCGUGGUGUGGGAUACAAUGGGUAUGGAGCGUCGAGGAAUCUUACCAUUGUCUAGGUGGGUGGAAGUACAGUAAUUCGGCAUUUGGAUUGUAA